UUUGUAACUUAAGUUGCAUCUUAUAGCAGUGGUUUCACGGACACAAAAAAGAAAAUUAAUGGGGUGGAAGUAAAUUGCGCAAUCCACAAAAAAAGAAAAAAAAUGAAAGCGGACACGGAUCCCCUCAGCUCUGAAUAAAACCAGGAAAAAAGUUACUAAAGCCGCACACUAUCUAGCCCAUUUUAGAAAGGUCGAGAGCGACGACGUGAUUCUUCCCACACGCCUGAAAGUAACAGGCCGCCGUGCGGAGGGGCUGUGGCCACGUUGUUAUUUUUCCUGAACUUGUUGUUCGCUUCCGGGGCACCAGCUCAUCUCAAGCGAGCCCCUCACGCUUCCGCCUCCUUAAAUAGCCUCGUUCCUCCUCGUGAGUUUCCAGGGAACCUGCAUGCACGAGCACAGCCACAGCUACUGCUAUAUCCUUGCACACGUGCAGAUAGAGAUUGCUACGUGCAUACUCAUUGGGUGUAGUAGAUCAUAUCGGAGCUGCUGCCCUAGCACUGAAUGUCUGAGCACGGCGAGCCGCCCUCGCCGCGGUCGUCGGGGAAGCACCCCUUCUACCGGGGCAUCCGGAGCCGGAGCAGCAAGUGGGUUUCGGAAAUCCGGGAGCCGAGGAAGGCGCGCCGCAUCUGGCUCGGCACGUUCCCGACGGCCGAGAUGGCCGCCGUGGCGUACGACGUGGCCGCCCGCGCGCUGCGCGGGCCCGACGCGGCGCUCAACUUCCCCGACCUAGCCGCCUCGCGCCCCGCGCCCGCGUCCACCUCCGCGGACGACAUCCGCGCCGCCGCCGCGGAGGCCGCCGCGGCACUGCAGCAGCUGCCUCGUGGCGCUGCCGGACGCGGCAUUGCUCCCGCGGCCGCUGGAACAGCGCGGCAGCAGCUCGGCGGGAGCAGCGCGGCGGCGCAGCAGGAAGGCAGCAGCGCGGCGAGCCCAUACUUCAUGGACGAGGAGGCGCUCUUCGAGACGCCGCAGUUCCUUCGCAACAUGGCUGCCGGGAUGAUGAUGAGCCCCCCCAGGCUCAGCCCCAACUCGUCCGACCACUCGCCGGACCCGUCGGAGGCCGGGGAGAGCCUCUGGAGCUACCGUGAUCCGUAGAGAUUCCGGUAAUGGCGAUGACAAUAAUAAUGAUGAAUAAUAAGCUCUACCACUACUAUUGCUGCAGUAUUCCUGCAGAACUUGGAAGCUGGCUGGAAUGAUAUGGGAGAGACAAGGAGGUACACAUACAGGUGCCCGCCCGUGGAGGGAAGGACGAUCUCCUUUUUAUAUUAAUUGUCGCUUGGUCAGUGCAUAUGAAACUGCAAAGGGGAUAUAUAUAUAUAUACACUUGAAAUGCCAAAUAGAUGCCAUACCGGUGUUGUAUAAGUGGAUGUAGUUGUGUAAGAUCGUAUUGGGCAAAUUAAUCGGUAUUGUGGCGGUGGAUCAGCUAUAAGAUGUGCGCGCAGCACAUGGCUGCACCUUGCCCUUUUAUAAACACUCUCUGCUUUGACUAUUCGC
Phragmites australis (common reed) is the source of this 1491-nucleotide messenger RNA. Its product is annotated as ethylene-responsive transcription factor ERF025-like. Gene Ontology annotation, biological process: regulation of DNA-templated transcription. The record is from RefSeq and is a predicted model, not a curated record. Lineage: Eukaryota; Viridiplantae; Streptophyta; Magnoliopsida; Poales; Poaceae. Bases 502 to 1092 code for a protein of 196 amino acids. Gene Ontology annotation, molecular function: DNA binding; DNA-binding transcription factor activity. The transcript has a single exon.